Molecule: messenger RNA, 2706 nt
Organism: Colius striatus (speckled mousebird)
Lineage: Eukaryota; Metazoa; Chordata; Aves; Coliiformes; Coliidae
Gene: DARS2
Product: aspartyl-tRNA synthetase 2, mitochondrial
Exons: 18
Coding region: 102-2030 (642 amino acids)
Biological process (GO): aspartyl-tRNA aminoacylation
Cellular component (GO): cytoplasm; mitochondrion
Molecular function (GO): nucleic acid binding; aspartate-tRNA ligase activity; ATP binding
Source: RefSeq, a predicted model, not a curated record
GUCCCGCGCCUGCGCCGCCCCGGCCGCCAUGUCAGUGGCGGGCGGAAGGAGGCGGCGGCCGUAGUGGGUUUGGUGCGGGGGUUUAGGGUGUAGGCUGUAGGAUGGCCCUUCACCGGCUGCUGCCCAGGGCGCUGCCCACGCUGGCCCGAGAGCUGGCCUGGCCGGGCUGCGGGCGGGCUCUGCACCGGCCGGCCUCGGCCUCGGCACCGCCGGCUCCAGACUUCAAUAGCUUCGUGUCCCGGACCAACACUUGUGGAGAGCUGCGUUCUGCUCACGUGGGACAAGAGGUCACCCUCUAUGGCUGGAUCCAGUAUCAAAGGCAAGGCCUGUUUCUGAUUUUGAGGGACUUCCAGGGACUGACCCAGAUCAUCAUCCCACAGGAUGAGGCACAUUCCCAUGUGAAGAAGCUCUUGUCUAAUGCCCCAGUGGAGUCUGUUGUGCGAGUAACUGGAAUUGUGUCCCCUCGGCCCCCAGGGCAGGAGAAUCCGAAAAUGCCAACAGGGGACAUUGAAGUGCAAGCUGAAACUGCAGAGAUCUUAAACUCCUGCAAGAAACUGCCUUUUGAAAUCAAGGAUUUUACCAAGAAGUCAGAGGCCCUACGGAUGCAGUAUCGCUACUUGGACUUGCGCAGCUCCCAGCUGCAACAGAACCUGCGCCUGCGCUCACAGCUGGUGAUGAGGAUGAGGGACUAUCUCUGUAACCUCCAUGGGUUCGUGGAUGUAGAAACUCCCACACUCUUUAAGAGAACCCCUGGGGGAGCAAAAGAAUUCCUUGUGCCCUCGAGGGAAGCAGGCAAGUUCUACUCUCUGCCACAGAGUCCUCAGCAGUUCAAGCAGCUCCUCAUGAUUGGAGGCCUGGACAGGUACUUUCAGGUUGCUCGCUGCUACCGAGACGAAGGUUCACGGCCUGACAGGCAGCCUGAAUUUACCCAGAUAGAUAUAGAGAUGUCAUUUGUAGAUCAAGCUGGGAUCCAAAGACUGAUAGAGGGCCUCCUGAAGUAUUCUUGGCCGGAGGAGAGAGGCUCCAUUACAACUCCUUUCCCCUCCAUGACGUAUGAGGAGGCACUGGCUGACUAUGGGACUGAUAAACCAGACACUCGUUUUGGGAUGAAGAUAGUGGAUGUCAGUGACUUUUUCCAGAGAUCAGACGUUCAGUUUGUGCAGAAUGCACUCAGUUACCCAUGUGGCACUGUCAAAGCCAUUUGUAUCCCUCAGGGAAUGAGAUACCUUAAAAAUAAAGAUCUGGAAUCAUUAAAGGAGUCUGCAAAGUCCCAGUUUAACCAGGAAAUCAUACCGAUUAUCUGCAGGCCUGAUGGAAGCUUGAAAUCUCUACUCACAAAGUUUCUGGGUGAGAAGCAGCAGUCGGAGCUUAUCCAAGUGCUGAACAUGCAGGUGGAUGAUGUGGUCAUGCUGGCAGCUGGUGAACGCAAGCAAGUGUGCUCUGCAUUAGGAAGCCUACGAUUGGAGAGUGCUGAUCUCCUUGAGGCUGUUGGGCUGGUACUCCGUGAUCCUACAGCUUUUCAUUUUCUGUGGGUGGUGGAUUUCCCCCUUUUCCUCCCAAAGGAAGAGAAUCCAACUGAACUGGAAUCAGCUCAUCACCCUUUUACUGCCCCACAUCCUUCAGAUAUCAACCUUCUCUAUUCUGAUCCCACAAAGGUUCGUAGCCAGCACUAUGACCUUGUGCUGAAUGGCAAUGAAGUUGGAGGUGGUUCCAUCCGAAUUCAUAGUGCAGAGCAACAGCGUUUUGUACUGGAGAAAGUGCUGAAGGAGGAUUCUGAGGUGCUUUCCCAUCUGCUUGAGGCUUUGGAGUUUGGAGCUCCACCUCAUGGAGGAAUUGCUUUAGGACUUGACAGGCUGAUCUCUCUCAUUGUUGAUGCUCCAAGUAUCCGAGAUGUCAUUGCUUUCCCUAAAUCCUUCAGGGGACGAGACCUGAUGGGCAAUGCUCCAGACUAUGUCACUCCAGAAGAAUUAGAGCCGUAUCAUAUCCAGGUUUCCUGGCCCCUCACAGAAAAAGAGGCAAAGAAAAACUGACUUAAAGCCAAUGGUGUCAGCUGAUCUGCUUAAUCAGAGGUGACUACAGCUUCUAAAUACUAGAAGUCAGUUCAGAAAACAUGAACUGUUAUGGGAGGAUGGGGAGUGGUACAACCCCACCAUACUAGGGCAGUUUCAGGAUUGAAUGGGAAGUAGAUUGUGUAAUAGGAAUUCACCUUUGGGUUGGUAAGGGGAAGGAGAAGUAGAAAAGCAAAGAAGAGAAGAGAAUUUUAGUACAGGUAUUGGCAGGAAGAUGGGAUCUAUUUUUCUCCACGCCCCACUGUACAUAUCCUUUGUAAAGUAUUUCUCCUCCCAUCGGGAGGAGAUAGUGUCAGCUGCCCUGGCAGGAUGGCUUAUGAUCAUUGAAUCUGUUAGCUGAGGACUGUUACAACAAAGCAGUCCUGGCCCAAGAGCUCUGGACAUUUCGCAGCAAAACUUCAGUGCAGCCAGCAGCUUGUCUGAUGUUGCAGGGCACAAGAUCAUGCAGAACUUGCCACGGGGAGUUCAUAUUUAGCCAUGUUCCCUCAUCAAGGAGGGUGAGAAGCAUUCACAACACUUGCAACAGUUGUUGUAUUACUGUAAAGAGCUGAUGAUCUGCCUUUGGGGCCUGUGGUCCUGAUGCUUUUCAACACACUGAUUCUGAAGUUUGUAUGUUUGUAAAUAAAGUUUAUCUGUC